Messenger RNA from Cornus florida, 2461 nucleotides. RefSeq names its product factor of DNA methylation 1-like. Lineage: Eukaryota; Viridiplantae; Streptophyta; Magnoliopsida; Cornales; Cornaceae. The transcript has 8 exons. The coding region runs from base 292 to 2199 and encodes 635 amino acids. The record is from RefSeq and is a predicted model, not a curated record. Gene Ontology annotation, biological process: gene silencing by siRNA-directed DNA methylation.
GUGCUUGCUCAUCACUCAGUUUAAUAUUCAAAUUUAUCGAACUAUAAACUUUUAGACCGUGUUUGUUAAGAGAACAUAUAUAUGGUCACCUUGUUCCCGACAAUGGCACCGUACCAAAACCAGAAACCAAAAAUGCCACUCUCUCCCUCUAGGGUUUUGUUGGUUUGAAGACAGACGGGUUUAGCUAUCGUCAUCUUCCAAUUGCUUCGUGGCACUCGUCGGCGUUCGUCAUAUUCGCCGAAAGAAUCAUCGGAUUCUGAUAGUUUGGUUUCACUGCCAUAGACGAGUUAGAUGGACUACAGUUCUGAUGAAGAUUCGGACAUAAGUGAAUCGGAGAUAGAUGAUUACAAAGAGAAACCUUAUGACCAACUGAGAGCUGGCAACUACAAAGUAAAGAGUGCAAAUGGCACCCUUAGGUGCCCCUUCUGUGCUGGAAAGAAGAAACAAGAUUACAAGUACAAGGAGCUUUUUCAACAUGCUUCAGGAGUGGGCAAAGGUUCCUCGAACAGAACCGCAAAACAAAAGGCGAACCACCUUGCACUCGCCAAAUUCUUGGAGAUGGACCUUGCAAAUGAGGCUGAGGAACCCCAGCAUGCGACUAGACCACCACCUUCAGCUCAAAGCUCUGAUCAGAAUGACCUAUACUGCUGGCCUUGGACUGGAAUUGUGAUGAAUAUAGUGAAUGAGCCAAAGAAUGAAAAACAUUUGGGUGACAGUGAAGAUUGGUUGAAAAAGUUCUCUAAAUAUAAACCUCUAGAAGUAGAGCUUUUCUGGGAUGACCAGCACCAAACUGCCCAAGCUGUUGUGAAAUUUGAUAGCGAUUGGACUGGUUUCAAGAAUGCCAUGGAAUUUGAGAAAUUUUUUGAGUCUGACCACCACAGCAAAAAGGAAUGGAAUGCUCAGAAAAAUCUUCCUGGUUCACAUAUUUAUGGAUGGUUUGCUCGUGAGGAUGACUAUAGUUCGGAAGGGCCAGUGGGAAAUUAUCUUCGUAAGAAAGGAGAGGUUAAAACAAUCUCUAACCUUGUUCGAGAAGCGACUCGGGAUAGAAACAAAACGGUGGCAAACCUAGCCAUUGAGAUAGAUAUGAAAAAUGAAAAUCUGAAUGAAUUACAGUACCAGUACAAUGAGAAGACCAUGUCGCUAAGUAGGAUGCUUGUGGAGAAAGACAUGCUACAUGUUGCUUUCUACGAAGAAUCAAGGAAGAUGCAGCGUCUAGCACGAGAGCAUGUUAAAAGGGUUUUGGAUGAGCAGGAGAUGCUGAACUAUCAGUUGGAUAAGAAGAAAAAAGACCUUGAUUCUUGGAGCAAAGAGCUGAACAAACGUGAGGUACUAACUGAACGUGAGAGACAGAAACUUGAUGACGAGAAGAAAAAGAACACUGUGAGAAACAAUUCACUUCAAAUGGCUUCCAUGGAGCAGAAAAUAGCUGAUGAGAAUGUCUUAAGGCUGGUUGAAGAGCAAAAGAGGGAGAAAGAAGAGGCUUUAAAGAAGAUACUUAACUUAGAGAAACAACUAGAUGCUAAACAGAAAUUGGAGAUGGAAAUUGAAGAGCUGAAAGGGAAACUACAGGUGAUGAAGCAUCUAGGAGAUGAAGAUGAUGCUGCUGUUCAAAAAAAGAUGAAAGAGAUGACUGAAGAACUGGAACAAAAAAUUGAUGAAAUGGGCGAUUUGGAGUCUUUAAAUCAAACUCUCAUUGUCAAAGAGCGCAAAAGUAACGAUGAGCUGCAAGAAGCUCGUAAAGAAUUGAUUUCAGGCUUGAGCGAUAUGUUGAGCACUGGUCGCAACACUCUUAUUGGGAUAAAGAGAAUGGGAGAAAUUGAUGUAAAGCCCUUUCAGAAUACAUGCAGACUAAGAUUCCCGCUUGAAGAAGCACAAGUCAAGGCCUCGGAACAAUGCUCCCUGUGGCAGGAGAGACUGAAAAAACCAGAAUGGCAUCCAUUUAAAAUAGUUGUCGUCGAAGGAAAACCUGAGGAAGUGAUAAAUGAGGAUGAUGAGAUGCUGCAAAAUCUGGAGGAAUGGGGAGAUGAAAUAUAUGAGGCCAUCACUACAGCCUUAAAAGAAAUCAAUGAGUAUAAUCCAAGUGGGAGGUAUGUGGUGCCUGAGCUGUGGAACUUCAAAGAAAAAAGGAAAGCAACAUUGAAGGAAGUCAUUAGUUAUAUCUUGAAGAAUUUGAAGAUACUUAAGCGCAAGAGAUUAUGAGAUUAAGGUGGUGCAGGAAAAGGCUGGAGACGGAAGUUCUAUAAAGCGGGAGGAGCUUGUAGAAAUUUGAAGUGAUGAAAUGAGAAUUUGGGUGAAAUUUCUUCCUAGGUGUAUAUUUCAUGCCACCUUUCUUUUUUGGUGAGUGUAUGCCAUCAGAACUUGUUAAAACUCCAUUAUAAGAUUAACAUUUCAAUUUUCCAGUGCAGUCACUUGGAAUGCCCUGAAAAUCGGAUUGGUUUCUAUUAAUGAAGUUCUCAUCUUG